AAAAUCCGACUUCCUCCAUCAGUCAGACACGAAGAGACGCAGAGACCGGAGCGGAGGUUCAGCGCUCAGUCAUGAGCUCUGCAGCUGCUGGGUGGAGAUGAAUGCAGAUGUUGCUCCAGCUGUGCCGCCGUGGACUCGUACCCCUCUGAGCCGAUCUGGCCCUCCUGCAUGGGUUUUCUCUCCUCAGCUCCAGUCGUCCUGUGAAAAGAUGUUUCCUGGAGACCCGGUCCAGGAUCUGGACCCGGGGCUCCUGGAGGCCCAGCUGGACUUCUUCCACAAGCUGGGCUACUCCACGGCGCAGGUCCAGGCCGUGCAGCAGACGUUCGGCCCCAGCACCGACACCGACAAGGUCCUGGGGCAGCUGGUCCGGGUGGGGGCGGGCCGGGAGGAGCAGCCGGGCCCGGUCACCACGCUGUCGGUGCUGGUGUCCAGGGGGGACGGUCCGGCCAGAGCUCCGGCUCUGCUGCUGCCGGUCAGCGAGGACGGCGCCGAGGACGAGGACGCUCUGAGACCGGUGGUGAUCGACGGCAGCAACGUGGCCAUGAGUCACGGGAACAAGGAAGUCUUCUCCUGUCUGGGGAUCCAGCUGGCCGUCAACUUCUUCCUGGACCGAGGCCACGCCGACAUCACCGUGUUCGUCCCGUCAUGGAGGAAGGAGCAGCCGCGACCCGACGUCCCCAUCACAGAUCAGCACAUCCUGCUGGAGCUGGAGAAGAAGAAGAUUCUGGUUUUCACACCGUCGCGACGCUGCGCAGGAAAACGUGUUGUCUGCAACGACGACUGCUUCAUCGUGAAACACGCCUUCGAGUCGGACGGCGUCAUCGUGUCCAAUGACAUGUAUCGAGACCUGCAGGGAACCAAGCCAGAGUGGAAGCGCUUCAUCGAGGAGAGGCUGCUCAUGUACUCCUUCGUCAACAACAAGUUUAUGCCUCCUGACGAUCCUCUGGGCCGACAUGGACCGACCCUGGAGAACUUUCUGAGGAGGUUUCCAAAGACUCAGAAAAAACAGCAGUGUCCUUAUGGGAAGAAAUGUACGUACGGCAUCAAGUGUAAGUUCCACCAUCCCGAACGAGUCAAACAGUCCAACCGCACGUUGGCCGACGAGCUCCGGGAGAACGCCAAGAACCCGUCCCCGGCCCAGAAACCAGGUCCGGCUCGCAGCAGUCCGGUCCCCGGCCAGAGCCUGCUGCAGGUGGAGGACAUGGCCCGCAAGCUGAGUCUGGGACCCGACAGCAGCUCCCUGAAGAAGGACCAGAAGAACAAGCACCAGUCCAAGUCAGGUCACCGCCAAAGCAAGAGGGUGUCGACCCGGAAAGAGAAGGCGAACCCUCAGGGCGACUCGGUCCGACUUGGAGGCUCCCAGGAGCAGCUGGACUCGGGCCUGGGCUCCAUCGACAGCCAGCCGGUGGAGGGCCUGUGGGCGUACGGCGCUCAGCAGAACCUCCGGCAGCCGUUCUGUCCUCCGAGAAGCUCCUCCUGCAGCUGCUGCUCCCAGAACCAUCCCUCUCAUGGCGCCUUCCAGCACCACAGCGUCGGACCGCUGGGUUGCCACAGUGCCGAUAUGCUGCCCUUCGGCCCGCCGCCCUACGGUUACCGCGGAUACCCGGUCAGCGUCCCCGCCUACAGCCAGCCGGCCGACUUCCAGCACAGCAGAACCCACCAGCAGCAGCCGUUCUGGUCCGACCCGUUCGCCGCCCAUCCUCCGGUCCGCCCCUCGCCCUGGGAUCCUCCUCCUCCUCCUCCAUCAUCAUCGUCGAGGAAACAGCCGAGCAGCGAGGAGCGGGAAGUCGUCCGGAAGAAGCUCCUGGCCAUCUUCAGCGCCCAGCUGGUGGAUGCUGCCAUGGACAUGUUCCCUCAGAUGAUGGAUCCGCAGAAGCUGGUGGCUGAGAUCCUCAUGUUGCAGAGUCAGAACCGCUCGCUGAGAUGAGCCGGUCCGAACCUCGUCUUUCAGUGCAAAGACUGGAGCUAAACAUGAGUUUGUGUGUUCGUGUAUCGUGGUAUCCACUUUGCUAUGAACUUCUGUGGCGUCGCCUCGGUGAGAUGUUCAGCACGAGGCAGUUACUGUUGAUGCAAAUUGUAUCUUUAUUUAAAAAUGUAAAGGGAAAACUGGGCUUUUAUGUGACUUAAUCCAGUCGGUAUCCCCUUUAUUAGGUAUACCAUCAGCUCAGUUUCUCUUCAGGCUGAGACGUUUGAAGUAAUUUCUGUAACAAAUUUCCACCAAAACGUGUUGGACUGCACUGAGGUGUACCUAAUAAAAAGGCCUCUGGUAUGGUGCAGAUGAGGUGAAUUCUGAAUGUAAAUACGUCUGUUUGUGUCAUAUUGGCACUGAGGACCAUUCAUGCUUUGGUUUGGGGAGCAAUUCGCUAAAUAAAAUAUAAUCCUAAUAAAUAAA
Acanthochromis polyacanthus (spiny chromis) is the source of this 2392-nucleotide messenger RNA. RefSeq names its product zinc finger CCCH-type containing 12Ab (gene zc3h12ab). Lineage: Eukaryota; Metazoa; Chordata; Actinopteri; Pomacentridae. Gene Ontology annotation, molecular function: RNA endonuclease activity; metal ion binding; mRNA binding. The transcript is spliced from 6 exons. Gene Ontology annotation, biological process: nuclear-transcribed mRNA catabolic process, RNase MRP-dependent; 3'-UTR-mediated mRNA destabilization. Gene Ontology annotation, cellular component: cytoplasmic ribonucleoprotein granule; nucleus. The record is from RefSeq and is a predicted model, not a curated record. The coding region runs from base 98 to 1927 and encodes 609 amino acids.